CAAUUUGUAGACUGUUGUUCCCAGAGUCUUUGCUCGAUAGCCUCGCUUGGAUUUACGAUCAAACAAAUUUCAAGGGAUUGUGUCACUAAACCGCGUAGCCGCAUUGUUUUUAGCUGGGUAAAUUCUAUAUCAAAUGCUCCUCAGUCCAUAAUAAUGGAGAAGCAAACAAUAUGAGGCUUCCAGUUGCAGCAGUGGCUCUGAUGGUAAUGCUAGGCAGUUUCGGUGGGGCUUUUGGUAUUAGAUUUGUGAUAGAUAGAGAAGAGUGCUUCUCUCACAAGGUGGAGUAUGGAAACACCGUUCAUUUCUCCUUUGUGGUGAUUAAAUCUGAGAAUACAUGGCAUUACAGUGAAGAUGGUGUAGACCUUGUGGUUAAGGGACCAAAUGAUGAACAGGUCCAUGACAUCCGAGACAAGACAAGUGACAAGCAUGAAUUUGUGGCUUAUCAUCAAGGAGUUUACCGGUUCUGUUUCACCAAUAAGUCCCCGUAUCAUGAAACCAUAGACUUUGAUGUGCAUGCUGGUCACUUUUUGUACCAUGAUGAGCAUGCUAAAGACGAGCAUUUCAAACCUCUUUAUGAGCAUAUUGGGAAGCUAGAGGAAGCUUUGUACAAUAUUCAGUUCGAGCAGCAUUGGCUAGAGGCUCAAACUGAUCGUCAGGCUAUAGUGAAUGAGAGAAUGAGCAAAGGAGCGAUUCAUAAAGCCAUAUUUGAAUCAGCUGCUCUGGUUGUAGCCAGCGGUUUGCAAGUCUACAUUUUGCAGCGUUUAUUUGAGAGAAAGCUUGGAGCAUCAAGAGUUUGAUCUUGUACUUUUAUUAGUGUGCAAAAUUGUGGAAUUUUGAAGCUCCAAUUCUCAUUUAACUUAAUCUUACCUUAUAACAUGCACUUAGCUACAACCUCUCUGAAAUUAAUUAUGCUCGUGUACUCUAUUUUUUUGUGCAAAAUAUAACGGCAAGAAUUCUUUA
Messenger RNA from Salvia hispanica, 960 nucleotides. The record is from RefSeq and is a predicted model, not a curated record. NCBI's taxonomy places the organism in Eukaryota, Viridiplantae, Streptophyta, Magnoliopsida, Lamiales, Lamiaceae.